This is a messenger RNA of Pseudocercospora fijiensis CIRAD86, 7484 nucleotides long. RefSeq lists its product as uncharacterized. Bases 1 to 6576 code for a protein of 2191 amino acids. The transcript is spliced from 5 exons. Gene Ontology annotation, molecular function: protein binding. The record is from RefSeq and is a predicted model, not a curated record. Lineage: Eukaryota; Fungi; Ascomycota; Dothideomycetes; Mycosphaerellales; Mycosphaerellaceae.
AUGCCUUUCGCCGAUCAAGUCUCGUCCGUUUCUGGACGCAACAGCAGAGCCAGCAAUGUCUCUGGAGCCACUGGAGCCUCCCGCUCUCAGCACCGCUCUCCGCCUGCCAGCGGCCCCCCGAACGAUACUCUAGUCAACGCCGGCGUUCUCAGCAUGUUAAAGACGUCCACGGAUACAGGCGACAUUGGUGCUCUUUCAUUCAACAGCUCCCGCAUACCCGCCGUUCCCGGCACCGCUGCACGAGCACGACGAGGCCAUGCUUCUAGACCGUCCAUGUCAGCUCAGCAUCACCCAUCGAGGCACAAUUAUGCUCCAUCUCAGACGUCGCGAGUGAGCUCCCAAUGGGAAUCCUCCUCUACGCAGCGACGAGCCUCACUCACCAGCAUGCAGAGCAUGCCACCCUCCUUGCCUCCUCUUCACACUGGGAGGCCGUCCUUGCAGAUGGCCAACGGCAAUCCAGAUGCGAACCCCAGAGACAGCCGAUCAUACUCGAUGACCUCUGCGCCUCAAGCAGGACAGCUUCCGAGACAUCGAUCAGCCGCAAGCUUGAAGAGCCAAGGCCACGAGCCGCGUGGUAGCACUCGCAUGCCUCCAGGUCCUGUCCCGCCAAUGCCAGAGAAUCGUCCUCCAUUUGUCUAUCCCACCAGACUGAAGCGACCUGGCUUUCGCUCUCCAUCCCCAGCACUUAGCGAUACAUAUGCUCAAGGACAGUAUCCUGGAAUGCCACCAAUGCCGAGACAGCCACCAGGACCACACCCACCACCUGUGGCUGCCUAUAAUGGCUAUGGUCCAGGCCAUCCUGCAGACUUCGGUCAACAUCUGAAUGUGCAACAUCCACCAUAUGCUGGUAACACUUCGCCCGGCCCUGGCUAUCCGCCAAAUCAUUAUGCUCACUCGCCAGGCCCAAUGCGCGCGGGCCCAAACAUGGGAAUGCCUCAUCCUACGCAGCAGCCCUACGCUCCUCAGUAUCUGAUGCAGCCACCGCCGAAUGCCUAUCCGCAACACGCUGGGUACGGACCUGCAUACCCGCCACGAGCAGGCUAUCUGCCAUAUGGCCCAUCACCACAGCCACCGCCGCAGGUGCGUCGUGGACCUCCUCCCUCGAACAUCGGCCCGAAAGCACAUCAGAUGUUCCACAACGCCGCUCGAAUGGCACGUACGAUGCCUCAUCGUACUGAUACGCCUAUGACGGAUGGCGGCGCUCCACCAUCUGAUCCUGCAUCCUCGAGCUCAGCACCAGAUUCUUCGAACCCACCAACGCCUAAAGACCACACAACGAUCAGGGUCGUAGUGGAUCCAGCAUUCAUCGACCCGGCGCUGCUCGACCUGCCAGACUCACCCAGUGAUCCAGUGCUGCCUAACGCCAAAUACUUCGAGUAUGCUGAAGGUCUGGACCGAGCUGCGGACGAUCAAGAGAUGGACCUGCCACACAGAUCGAUCCCGCCGUCAGGAUUUGUGCAGCGAGUGAAGAUGAUGCUGGAGUCAAAGGCGGCUGCUGAGGCUGCAGCCAACGCAGAGGCCGAGCAGGCCUCUCAACAGCAGCUCUAUCACCACUAUGAACAGCACUUCGGUCAACACUUGGAUGUUGACCACGAUCAUUUGGAAGUGUCGGAACUUGAUGUUCAUGAGAUGGCUGCUAAUGAGACCCCUCGCUUUACUGUCAUUGAAGAGUUCGAGGCGCCUGUCGAACUUCCCGCAUCACCUGUCAAGGUUGCCGAACUAGACGCUAUGGACGGCCAGACGACACGCAUCACAAGAGAAAUGAUUCAGGCUGAGCUCGGUCCUUCCAGCGUCGACAAUACGCUUGAGCAAGCUCAGCCAAACGAAUCGACUGCUAACGUCUUGGCUCAACUUGUUGAGCAUGGAUACGACGACAAGCCAGAAGCGCCAAUUCAUGAGCGGAAGCCCACGACUGAGUCACACUCGCGCAAAUCCUCUCGGCAGUCACAGCAAGGACUCGGCAGCAAGCGUCGUCAAGAUUCUGUUUCCGGAGCAGUCACAGAAAGUUCGGUCGAAGCAUCACUCCCAACUGGAGCGGACUACGCGAUGCGGUUCUCGGCACCCAUCGACACGACGAUCGCUUCAGAUGAGACACAGUCGAGGGAUCCAUUUGCGCUUGAUGCAGAUACAAUCACGUUGCAACAGCAGCAGACCUCGAAAGACGCCUCCAAAUCCGGGGAGAGGCCUGCAAGCAGCAAUGACGGCAAGAAGACUCCAGCGGAGCAACUCGUUCGCGAGAGCAUUCUCUUGGAACGAACGCCGGUCAGUCCACUUAAUCCUCACGAGGUCGUAAAGCGCAGCUCUGCGGUGAGCCCGCUGAAUUCAGAGUUUCGUGGCAUCGAUUCCACUCUGCACCUCGACGAGAAGCGCGAGUCAACCAUCACUGAGGAGCAGAGCAACGUUACUUCUCUCAUCGCAGAUGAUUCCAUGCCACCCCCCACGCCACGUACUCCGAAGACCUACUCGAAGUCGGUGCAGCUGCGACCUAACAUCGCCGUGACGGAUACUGGCAGUACUUCCACGAAUCGGUUCUCGCUGCCUGGCGAUCUAAGCACCGUUGGCGACAGCACCAUGACUGGCUCCGACAUGAUCACUGACGUUGCUGUUCGCUUCUCGUUACCACAGACUACGAUCACGGUUGGCAAGCCACAGAUCAUCGAGGUAUCUCCAGGAAACACUCCAGAUAAGUCGAAAGCAAACCCGAAUGGAGAUCAGGCUGCUGAAGCCCAAGGGCUGAAGAAUAGUCGACGGAGUUCGGUUACCUUCGCGGACGACAUUGCACCCCUCAAUAUCGCAAAGAGACCAGAGCCCUUGAAGGUAGCCACUGAUUCAUCGCACAGCAAGGCCAAAUCGAUCAUGCGCAAGCCAUCGCCCAGAGAGGAUGUGUCCAUCAACAGUGUCGGCCGAGACUUUCGUGACACCAAUGCCGAUACUCGAGCACAGCCUCCCAGCCACACAAACAACAUGAACGGUCGAUUUGGCGCGGCACAUCUGCCAGGUCUCAAGGAAGAAUCGAUCGAGGACAUGAGCAUCUCAGAGCACAAGCGCUCAUCGGACGGCUGCCAAUUCCCACUCCCAGCUCGCAUCGCUGCGGUCAAGGCAAUGCAGGAGAGGCGUAUGCAAGAGACAGCAGACAAGGCUAAGGCCCGCCGUCAGGCCCGGCAGCACAACAGACCUCUCGGAGACACUCGAGACCUGCCUUCUUUGAACUUCAGUCGCGUAGAUCUCUUCGAAAAGCUCAAUGAAGCGCUCGAAAUCAAGCCGUCCAAGUCGAUGGAGAUUAUGCGUCGCCGCGACUUUUCUGGAAUCCACUGUCCGUCGCCACAGCGGCCCACCAGCACCGAGCCUCUCCGCGAGCGCUACACAAGCUUCUUCGCCAAGCCAGAUGAGAUGAGUCUUCCGGAUGAGCAUCCCGUCAGCGAAGACGAGGAUGAAGCGGAGAUGGGGUCGGAGACGGAAGCCGAGCACAGCAAGGCUUUGGUCCCGACCGUGGAAAUCCAAGAAGAUACGCAGCUCGACGAUUCGGAUGUGGAGCAAGAUGGCAACCGGCCGCUGUCACCAGAAGACUUCCUUUCCGUCGCGUCGCAAGCCAAUCGACUGUCAAUUCCGUCUGUUAGUGCCCUUUCGGAGCGUCUCUCUGAGCUCAUCCCAGGAUUGAGAAAUCUCCAGAAUCUCAGGCUUGACUCGAUCCUGCCGGAGCACAUGGAAGCUCGGUCUGGCAAUCGUGAGUCUAUGGUUGGCAGACCGGACACAGUCGUGACGAAUCGCACAUCGGCGGGCUUCCGCACACUGGCCGAACGAGCGGAAGAGAUCGUGAUCAACGGCACUCACGACUCGCUGGGACUCAACAAAGACCUCCCACCGCUGCCAGGAUCGACUUCGGCCGACAAAUUUGCAAGCCCCAAGUCAUAUGACGGCAAAUCGUCAUAUUUGAGUGGCUCGGUCUCGAUGCCACUCGACUUCGACCAGGAUGUUGCACGACCAUCGUCAGCAUUGAUGCGCACCAAGGCGCCCACGACCGAAGAGGAAGUUGCCCGACUACUGCCCUCGGAGAUGAACCCCAUCACGCGCAUGGCGAACAAACGCUCGCAGAUCAUAUCGCAACCGAGCAGCCGACCGUGGAAUGUGGACAAGAAUUAUCCGUGGGCCGAGAGCAAAAUCGAAAUCGACCUCUCGGUCCCGUGCCCAGCGCAUGCAAGGAAGUCGCUUGCCAAAGAAGCGCUCCUCGAACGUCGAACCAGAUCUCUCGACAUUCCAGCUUCGUCCGCGACGCCGGGCAGCACCCAAGGCGCAGACAUUGGCUCCAUCACAACAUCGCAUCUCGACUCCAAUGCGUCCAUCAACACCGAGCAGCUUACUGGAGUCAGUCCGUCGCAUCGUCGCAAGCAGUCCAAGCGAUCGGUCAUUGGCUCUCUUACGCACAAAUUCGGCCUCUCGUCUGGCCGCAAAGAUGGUGGUUCGGAUGAAGAAAGUACGGCCAAGAGUUUGAGCAAGUCACCCGUCCCUCGCCAGACCUCUCGUCACUCCGACCACGCCACGCACCGGCCGGGAGAUCGGUAUCCCACCAGCAGUUUGACGCCACCCGCCCACUUUGCGCUCGAUGAAGUCCGCUCGUUUUUCUCGGAUCACAGCUCGGAGCGCGAUCGCAGCGCGUCUUACCUCAAGCGUCUGACACAUUUCAAAGGCAAAGGCAAGGCGGUCCGGCUGGACGGCAACGACCAGGCUCGUGCACCGUCGCUCGAUGGGGGCGGCAGCAACACGGAAUACAGCGCCGGCUUCAUGAACCAGAUGGGCACGGCGCAGAGCACGGCCAACACCUACGACGCGAAUGGCAUGAACAAGACGGAGUUCUACGUCAGGCGAUUCGGCGAGAAGCUGCGACACAUGUUCGCGAGAGCGGGCCAACUGGCGAGGAGCUUCAGCACGCGAACAUCCCGACGAGGCCCGGAGCGACAGCAGGACGAUUGGCUUGCCGAUUCUUUGUACUCUGGUCCGACGUUGCCGAUGUGUAUUGAGAUAUGGAUGUCGGGGUGGUACAUGUGUAUUGAGAUAUGGAUGUCGGGGGGGGGCUCCGAGUUCGCUGGCACAUCCCCCCUCCGCUUCUCAUCAUACAACGAGGACGUGGACCGAGCAGAAUGCUGGCGGCUUGUGCUUGCGCUUACGCUGAAUAUCGUGAUGGCUGCGAAAGAAUCGCCCCGAGACUCACCGCGAAAGCCUUCGAUAUGGGACCGAUUGAAGGGGAUGACUCGCGACCAAAGAGGCAAGACGCAUGCGCAACGUCCGCCACGCACGACUGGCAUCACCCGCACAUGCAGUCAGGCUGCCGCCCUCCUCAGGCUGCCCGCCGAGCUUUUGGUCCAAAUCUUCAACCAGGUCUCGUUUGUGGACCUGUUGUCCUUCAGGCUCACAUCCCGCCAAGCGGCCGAUCUGAUCUCAUAUGGCCAUUUGCCACGAGAACGGCUCUUCGUACACAUGUCCAGGCUUGCCCACCACUACCAUCGCGGCCAACAUCUCCACCAAGAAGACCUGCAGCUCUACAUGCAACUGUACCCGCCACCAGAGCCUUUCACCUUCACCUAUCUCCUCGAGUUCCAUCGCCGUGCCGACUUAGCCUUUCUGCUCGAAAGGGAGCUCCACUGGUUUAUUGCCGACUUCAUCAUGAUGAACCCUGAUUUCUGGACAGACACUGCGAACCCCUGGUUUCCGCCCGUUCCAAUGACAUAUCUACCACCUGAAUAUGGCCUUGUUCGGAAGAAGAUGAUCCCUCUACUACUCACCAUACAGCACUAUCUCGAGCAGCUGCGUGACGAGUGUCUCAAGUCUGCCGACAGUGCCGGGUCGAAGGGGAAGAACAAGCAAAAGGCAACCAGCAUCGACGCCCUCAGCCUUGCGCAUGUCUUUGAAACGUCUCCCGCAUAUCAGAACCCGAAACAUCUCCUCAAGACGCAUCGCAUGUUCAUGAUUUUAUGCUGGAUCAUGAAAAGACUCUGCGACCCCGCUUCCCACCGCGCGCGCAGAAUCUUUGUCUACGGAAACCCUGUCCUCUCCGAUUCUCACGUCAGAAUGUACGUCGUGCUCGCCAACCUCCAAGGCAUCAGGAAACUCCUCCGUCAAGACUCGUACAAGCAACGCCGCAAAACCAUGGUCAACUUCUUCGCUUCUCUAGAUCCACGCACGGCGGCGGCGGCGGCGGCGGCGAGGAACUCGGAUUCUUGGAAAUCUGCUUGGGCGGCGACGAGUCUCAAAUGCAAUUCUCCCGCACCGACGAAGGCUCAAGCUGCGCAUGUCUUGUCUUCGACUAUUGGCUGGCAUGAUGUUUGGAUUGAGGCUGCGAGGAAGAUUUUGUUGCAGCAGGGUUUGGUGGAGAGUAAGGAGGCGAAUAUGGUGGCGCAGGCGAAGAAGAGGAAGAGUUUGGUGUGGAUCACGGAUAUUGCUGGGUAUCAUGGUGCGCAGGGGAGAUUGCCGUUUGGGUAUACGGGGCCGAAUUUUGAUGCGGGACAUGCUGUGGAUGAUGAGGAUGAAGAUGAAGAUGAUGCGGAGGAGAAUGAGGAAAGUGAUGGCGCGAGUGAGGAGUGAGAGGUACCGAGGUCUGCCGAUUAUCUAGAAUACACUCCUGCUCUAUCCGCCGGCGCCACCAUCUGAGCUCCUAGGCUCGACGUUCUCCGAGCUUUUUCGCCGUGCGCUUCAGAGCGGCCCUUCUGCUGGAGGCGAUAGGCUGAAGCUUGAGGCCAGGACCAGUUGGCUGUCCCGGCGAAGUGCUACACGCAGCGGAACAUCAUGACCAACCACUGUGCAGUACGAAUCUCCUGGGACUGCAAAAGGAUUCCUCGUGUUGGCGCUCACACUUCUUGACACGGCCAAGUCACAAGAGGAAGUGAUUUCUUGGCUCUGAGCUUACAAAAGCGAAACUGUGCACGCGACAAUAAGCCACCGAAUUGCCUAUAAAACCAGACACAUUCAACUCGACCGGCCAAUCAAUCCCGCAUCUCCAUCCACACUCGAUCCGAAGAUCCAUCCAGACGCAACACUGCUGUCAUCCUUCGCAUCUCGCCCCUAGCAAACGCACGGUACCCUGCCAUCCAGCACAAUGGUCCUACGCACCUGCACCAAAUGCGUCGGUCAUCGCGCAUCGACGCUUACUGGUAUUCCGAAUACAAAGCGAGAUUACGUCUUGAAGUCACGAACGCGCUCCAUGGUGCUUGGCUAAUAAUAGAGGUCUAGAGGUUGGAAUUUUUGCGCGGAGAUUUCGUAAUAAAGGGAUAACGGAAUAUCUGCUUAAUAGGAAGUGCUUGAAACUGUUCGAGAGCGAUAGAAAUAGAGUAGGAUUGGGAUGUUGUUUUAAAGGAGGGUAGUAAUAGGAAUGUGUUUUAGAAAUUAGGAGGAGGAUGUUAGGAAAUUCUUUUAUAUAGGUAACUGUUUGCUUUAAGGAUAUAAGAUAGAAGUAUAUCGCGUAUAUAGAUACUCUAGGUUCGAUUUCCUUCUAG